AUGGCGAAUCAUAACAAGGCAGCGUGCCCUGAGAAUGAAGAAGUUGCCGCUUUUCUGUUGAAUAAGCGGCAAGAAAUGGCGCAGAGUGCCAAGGGAAUUUCCGAAAACAUGGACAUGACGCUUUCCAAGGCGUAUACCAACAUCUGCCAUUGCAAAACCCCAAUCAGAAACCUUAGGGAUUUGUCCCAAAUUAAGGGCGUGGGUAAGUGGAUUCUGAAGCAAAUGCAAGGUUUUUUUGAGACAGGUUCUGAUUCUUCCGAUGAAGAUAACUUGACGAGAAAUGGAGGGAAGAAAAAGGGACCAAGGCGCUAUGUGCCACAAAAAAACUCUGUUGCUUAUGCCCUACUUAUCACGCUCUUCAGAGGGACACAGAAGGGGGAUGAGUUCAUGCGUAAAAAGGAACUUAUUGAUGCAGCUGAAACAAGUGGAUUGUCUCGUGUGCCAAUUGCGCCGGAAAAGGCUAAAGGAAAAGCUGGACACUUUGGAAGCUCACCAAGGGACUGGUACAGUGGAUGGAGCUGCAUGAAGACGCUAAUAACUAGAGGCCUUGUUGUGAAGUCUAGCUGCCCGGCCAAGUAUAUGUUGACCGAAGAAGGGAAGGAAGUAGCACGUGAAUGCCUCUUAAGAUCUGGAAUCACUGAUCCAGAUGAGAGUUUGGAUGUGUUGGAAGAUUGUUCGAAUUUUAAACAAAGAGAAACCCUCCAAGUUGAUAUACAAGAAGAGAUACCAGAUUUAGAGUGUGUAGCUGGUGUUUUAGUUAAAAAAGCAGGACCUAUUAAUUCAAACAUGACAAAGAUACCAGUUGACUUGCCGCCUCAAUAUCUUGAUAAGUUCCUUCAAAUGGGGUUUUCCCGGGAGCAAAUUAUCCAUGCUUUUAAUGAGGUUAAAGAAACAUCCCCAAAAAAGGAGACAUCGUCACUUUGGCUAACUUUACUUUGUCGCCUUCGAGAAGAUGAGAUUUAUGCUCCAACUUCCAUAACUAAAUCUGCAAGAGUUGUCAGUGGUGCUGCUCCUUCACCUUACCAACAUAAAGAUGGUCGAACAGGCAUUUAUGACGAUGAGAGUAAGCAAUCUGGUACAGUUGCUGCAUCAAGUAAUCAAAAGUUCGGGCUGAGUUCUUGUACAUUAAAAGCUUGCUCAUCUACUGAUUAUGCUACGAACAAGCUUGGCAGAGGGUCAAAAGCUAAGCAUAAUAUUUUAGCAGUGCCACCUCUGGCAAUUGGAGAGAAGUUUGGUGAUGUAUACGAAGUGAUACUGAUACUGGAUAACCGUGAACAAUUUGCUACACAAGGGCUGCGCUCUAGGAAAAUUAUUGAGAACAUAUGUAAGGAAUUCAAAAUUAAGAUAGAUGUUAGAAGGUUACCUGUGGGGGAUGGCAUUUGGAUAGCUCGUCAUAAAGAUCUCGGUAGCGAAUACGUUCUAGAUUUUAUUGUUGAAAGGAAGAAAGUUGAUGAUUUGCGACAUUCGAUUAGGGACAAUAGAUACAGAGAUCAGAAAAUGAGACUAGUGAGAUGUGGGCUUAAAAAGAUGAUAUAUCUGGUGGAAGGUGAUCCAAAUUCUUCAGAGGCUUCUGAAAGCAUCAAAACAGCUUGUUUCACGACUGAGAUCUUAGAGGGGUUUGAUGUGCAAAGAACAAGAGGCUUAGCAGAUACAUUGAGGAAGUACGGUGUUUUUACCCAAUCAAUAAAUCAAUACUACAUAUCUCUGGAGCCUGAGCAAAAGUGCAAUGGGGUUUGCCCUUCUUUUGAUGAAUUUAUCAAAAUGUGUGAUGAGCUGGACAAAAUGACGGUUGGUGAUGUGUUUGCCGUCCAACUCAUGCAGGUUCCACAAGUAACGGAGGAGAUUGCCCUUGCUGUUCUAGAUAUGUAUCCAACAUUGCUUUCUCUUGCUCGCGCUUAUUCUCUUCUGGAUGGUGAUGUUUGUGCACAAGAGGAAAUGCUUAAGAGGCAGAGUAACAACUUGAUCAGUGGGCCUGCAAGCAAAAAUAUUUUCCAACUUGUGUGGGAUGGUUGA
This is a messenger RNA of Striga hermonthica, 2013 nucleotides long. Lineage: Eukaryota; Viridiplantae; Streptophyta; Magnoliopsida; Lamiales; Orobanchaceae. The record is from the annotation of a GenBank genome assembly.